GAAUCCUAUCUAGUAACCUUCAAAAAUAUUUCAUUUCAACUAACUAACCCACAAAAUUUAAGUUUUUUGGCAUAAAUUAUGUAUCCGUACAAAAUUGUCGUUCUAUUAUUGGCUGUUCUUAAGCUCAACUGUAUUUGUUUGGGCGAUGUUGUGACAGCGAAAUCUGUUUGGAAACAGCACAAUAGAUAUAGGAAAAUGAAAGGUAUGCCAAAAUUAUCCUUGUCUAAAAAGCUGUGUAAAGAUUGCGAAGACUAUGCGAAGCAUCUAGCUACAUUGAAUGUCCCAGACCAAUCUUUAUUCGAGGACCUCCCAGACCCUUUUGAAUAUAUUGAAUUUUCGCUUGAUGAAGCCGAUAUCAAGGAUCACACAGAUUAUAUCUUAUCGGAUGAAAAGAAUAUCGAUUAUACAGAAAAUAUAUGCGAGUUUAAAUCUAAAUCUUGUGUUGAAACGUGGUAUACUUAUGGCCAUGAGGCUUAUAAAUCAGAUGACGAAUCACGAAAAUCACUUAGUGAUAAGUACACUGCACUCAUAUGGAAGUCAUCGAAGGAAAUGGGAGUGGGUAUAGCUCCAAAAAACUCCGGGACUAAAAACGGAAGGAAAAUAAUGGUCGUUAGGUAUUCUCCACCCGGCAAUGUGCGUGGCAAGUAUAAAGAAAACGUACCAGCACAUGAGGAGCUGUUGUGGGAUUUUGAAGUUGAUGUUAAUACUACGACUACGUCAAAAGCAUGCGGAACGAAAUCCUAUACAUUUGCUGUAUUACUCAGUUUCCAAACACUUACACAUUGGUUUCCAUAAGUAUUUAAAAUGCUAAAUAUAUUUGCGAUGUGUCAUGAAUUUUUAAAA
This is a messenger RNA of Drosophila subpulchrella, 843 nucleotides long. Its product is annotated as Golgi-associated plant pathogenesis-related protein 1-like. The record is from RefSeq and is a predicted model, not a curated record. The coding region runs from base 79 to 795 and encodes 238 amino acids. The transcript has 4 exons. Lineage: Eukaryota; Metazoa; Arthropoda; Insecta; Diptera; Drosophilidae.